UUCAACUUUGGUUAUGUGAAAAAUUGAAACCAAAGUCGAUUGUAAAAAGCAGAAAAUAGUAUCCCGCUUGAUUGUUUCCCGUUAAAUUUUGCUAUGGCUGAACUCGAUGAUGAUGUGGAAGAUACUCCAAAGUCAUUGACUCUGUUUGGUCGAGAUCUCUCCAAAAUUACCUGUUUCCGAGAGAGUUUUAUAAAUGGAAUCAUUGGUGGUGUGGCCAUCGGAAUUGGUACUUUUAUGCGAACUUCAAGGCCACGACAGGCGUGCAAUUAUGCGAUGGGAUCAUACACAAUGAUAACACUGUUCUAUUGGUCAUACUGCCGGUAUUCAUAUUCGAAGGAAAAAUUCUUUGUGGCGCAGGUGCAAGAAGGUAUGCGACGACAAGCACUAUAUCAAGGAACUGAUUUAGAAAGAGAAAUUCGUGCCGAUUUUGAGAAAAACGACGUGGACGUUAAAGAUGCAUAGUGAACAAGUUUUAAUUUCAAUUGUUUUUUUUUUUAAAAAAUGAAACAAUAGAGUAUAAUGUAA
Contarinia nasturtii (swede midge) is the source of this 525-nucleotide messenger RNA. It is a transcript of the gene l(3)87Df, whose product is annotated as cytochrome c oxidase assembly protein COX20, mitochondrial. The transcript is spliced from 3 exons. The coding region runs from base 94 to 462 and encodes 122 amino acids. Gene Ontology annotation, cellular component: mitochondrion; mitochondrial inner membrane. Lineage: Eukaryota; Metazoa; Arthropoda; Insecta; Diptera; Cecidomyiidae. Gene Ontology annotation, biological process: mitochondrial respiratory chain complex IV assembly. The record is from RefSeq and is a predicted model, not a curated record.